AUGAAUUUUCCGCUCUUUCCGCCGGAUACAUUCUCGCCCACUACAUGUGCCUCCCCCAUUCCCAUCAGUUGUCAAUCCACAACCUCCCUAACACACGCUUACUCCGCCUACCAAUUGAGUGCUUCUGAUACUCAGCAGACCCUCAAGACUCCAAACCAUCAUCAUCAUCCUCAUUCUCACCAACAUCAACCACAACCACCAUCUUACAGUCCUCAUUCUCCUCUAACCUGCCAUCAUAAUGCCUCGUCGCAGCAUCCAGGCCCACAGUUGAUGGCAGCAGCAGCAGCGGCUGCCGCGGCAGCUGCGGCAGCCGCCGCCGUCGCCAUGCGUCAGGCAACAGUGGGUCAUCUGGGCUUGCCGGGAGCGGAUUCUAGUGCUGACGAGCCCCAAGUCUUUUCAGGGCAGACCUCAACGAUUGCCCGGCAGGAUACAGGCGAAGCUCAGCUCACCUCUACUACAGAGAUCUGUACCUCUGAAGCCCCAGUACCCACCUUCAAGAACCGACAUUCACCCACAAUUACCGCCUCCACGAGUUCUCCACCGCUUGCAAAGGUCUCUUUCUCACAAGACCCUUAUUCAGCAGUAGCAAUGCCUGCUGAGGUCUGUUCUACCGCCUCAGAUGUCUACCUGACCUCGUCUGGCCUGGCGCAAGGCUACAGCCUGCGAACAUUGCAGACUCUCUCCUCUUUGAAUGAGCCUAUGCCUCGGCUGAAUGAGGCUAGGGAGCCUCAACGCAGUCUCUUAUACGCUCAUAAUUCACUGUCCACUCGCAUGCACUCUCAACACAAGAAUACUGCUCAACCAAACGUCGCCGCACACUCCCUUUACAAGCAACCCACUGAGAUGUCCUUGAAUCCUGUACAUCCUCCUCCUCAUCAUCAUCACCAACAUCAUAGUCAUCAUCAACAGCAACAAUUACUACAGCCAUCCUCGCAACAGCAAAGUCAACACCUGAUGCCGGAUCCAAGCGAUAACUCACACAUUAAUCCCUUUAACUCUCCUAACUCGUUUCACCUCGGACAUCAGAUACGCCAAGACGUUGCCUAUCCUCUGUCUAACGGCUAUACGUCCAGCUCCGAUCUGGAAUAUGCCCUCUCCACAGUGGAUUCUGCCUAUGCCGGUGAUUCAACGAGCCAUUCGUCCGUCUAUCAGUCCGCCUGUUUUUUCGGUUACCCCGACACCAGACGUCAACAUGCAGAUGCCGAUACGAGCUCUCAACAGAUGACGGCUGGAGGACAUCCUGGUGUAUCCUAUUUCGCAUCGACUGCCCUCACAAACACUAGUUGCGUGAGCAGUAAUAGUAGCGGCAGUCACAAUAACCACAGUCACAACCAUCAUAGCGACAACAUCAUCAACCCUGAAUCAACUGUCAUCUCGCCAGCAAAUACCUAUAAUCUCGGAGUGUCGGGUUAUGAUGAAGUAUCCUCUGCCGUGAGCUCGAUGAGGCCUAAUAGCGGACAUUCCUGUUACCAGGCCAGAGUCACGUCUCCGGGUCCAAUGGGCUCCGCUAUCGACAAGUUGACUGGGUGGGUGGGCGGAACUAAGGCGAGAUGCAUAAAUCGGCCGAGCUCGGAUAGUCAUCGGCAAGAACCUGGAAUCCCCGGCUCGCAUGUGCUCUCAAACCUCCCUCCAGUCUCCUCAUCCGCCGCCUCCUCCUCCUCCUCCUCUUCCUCCUCCUCUUCCUCCUCCUCUUCCUCCUCCUCUUCUUCUUCUUCCUCCAGUCUGGCCAUUUCGCCUUCUACCUCGUUGGCUAUACAGCCUUCGAUGUGGUCCAGUUGUGAGUCGGCCUCCUCUAGGAAUAACCAACAUUUUCCAACAAGCCUGGCCGAGCUUCCAAGCAGUUCAGCCGCAAUCAGUUACACUGGUUUUCCAAACUGUCGCCCCAUGAGAAUGGAUCAGGCAAGGCUGGCAGAAGAGGAGCUGGGUGGACAGGAAGAUGAGGAAGAAGAGGAGGAAGAGGAGGAAGAGGAGGAAGACGGAGAAGAGGACAGCGAGGACGAAGCCACAAUGGAGGAUGCCAGUACCGGGGAUCAGACCUCUAAAGCGUCUUUUAGGUUGUUAGCUCCCGUGGCCAAAGGUUUGACCGAUCUGAAGCCAUCUCGACGGCUCUGUCUCGCGCAUCCCGGCUUUGUAGCCAACGGAACUGCAGGACCGAGUCCUGGCUUUCGGCACCCCGUUGCCUCAUCCGUCUCUUAUUCCUUCACAUCCUCCUCUUCUACUGCCUCUUCUUCUCCCCAUUCCACUAUUAUCACAGCUACUACCGAGAUGCCUUCGACUAGCCCGAAUCUUAGGGCCCCACCAGCAUCACUGUCGAAUGAGCCCCUCUUUGCAACCAGCGCCAUCGUUGCGCCCACCUCAACUUCAUCAGCCGGCAACACCAAUUCGACUCUGGUGACCGAUUCGGGCUACAGUCCUGUAGCCGCCCACCUGUACACUUGUUUAUCCGAUCAUGCCUUCAGACUUCAUACAACCAACUCCCUCUCCACCUCCGUAUCCGCACCCUCAUCUGCAACCUCUUCCUCGUCCACUCCACCGCCCUCGUUUCCCCCUCGAGCGGCCAGCAGCUUGGUGCCACCGAACCCCACGGUAUUGAUACACCUACAUCGAAUGCACUAA
Messenger RNA from Protopolystoma xenopodis, 2616 nucleotides. Lineage: Eukaryota; Metazoa; Platyhelminthes; Monogenea; Polystomatidea; Polystomatidae. The record is from the annotation of a GenBank genome assembly.